Molecule: messenger RNA, 1074 nt
Organism: Sordaria macrospora k-hell
Lineage: Eukaryota; Fungi; Ascomycota; Sordariomycetes; Sordariales; Sordariaceae
Cellular component (GO): cytoplasm; nucleus
Molecular function (GO): ATP hydrolysis activity; nicotinamide-nucleotide adenylyltransferase activity
Source: RefSeq, a predicted model, not a curated record
AUGCCCCAAGACGACAUGCUCGAACACUCGCUCAAAGCGCAAUCUCUCCUCCUCCCCAGCGCCGCCUCCCGCCGUCCUUUAACCGACUUCUUCACCCGCGCCCUCUCCGCCUUCCAGUCCUCCUCCGACGCGGCGCAAAAGUUCCAAGUCAUCUGUACAGCUCCCAGCCAUGCUUCCACUUCCGCCGCCGCCGAAGCACUGGGAAAAUCCUACCCCCAACAGCCUCCAGCACCAAUCUCACCGACCAAGCGACCGCACACUUUGAUAGUGCUGGACUCAAGCUUUAACCCGCCUACGCUGGCGCAUCUGCGCAUGGCUACCUCAGCAGUGGAAGACAUCAUCAAGAGAAAGGGGAAGGGAGAAAUUGACGGGGUAAGACUGCUUCUCCUCCUAGCGGUCGUAAACGCCGACAAGGCGCCCAAGCCCGCGGCUUUCGAUCAGCGAUUAGCCAUGAUGUGGGCAUUUGCUCGGGACGUACAGCGAGCAUUAAGGGAGGACGAAGAUGAAAGGCCCGAUGUGUUGGCUUCUGGGCCUGGGCCGAAGCCGCAACUCAAUAAUCAAGAAGCGGAACAAAAGCAAGGACUAGACAUCGCCGUCGACAUCUCACUAACAGCUAAACCCUUCUUCCACGAAAAGAGCCGGGCAAUGGCCGAGUCCGAGUUUUACAAACCACCACCACCUGAACAGAAAGAAGGGGGGAAGGAGGAUACGAUGGAACAAGUAAUCCUUGCAGGCUACGACACCCUAAUCCGCAUCUUCAACCCCAAGUACUAUGGUCCUCCUCCGACCUCCGUCACCCAGGUCGCCACGCAAAUUAGACACGUACACGACCCAAGCAAAAAGGGGACGCCAAUGCAGCAGGCCCUCGACCUCUUCUUCUCGCGGGCGAAGCUACGGGUAACGAUGCGGACGGAUGAUGAGUGGGGAGGCAAGGCCGAGCAGAUGGCGUACCUGGAGAGCUUGCUGAGCGAGGAGGGGUUGCAGAAGAUCGGUGGGAGUAAAGGGUGGAAGGAUCGGAUUGAGAUGGUGGAAAGACUCACGGAGGAGCGGGACUCGACGGAGGGUUGUCAGUAG